Molecule: messenger RNA, 1287 nt
Organism: Pollicipes pollicipes
Lineage: Eukaryota; Metazoa; Arthropoda; Thecostraca; Pollicipedomorpha; Pollicipedidae
Product: acid-sensing ion channel 5
Exons: 10
Coding region: 1-1287 (428 amino acids)
Biological process (GO): sodium ion transmembrane transport
Cellular component (GO): plasma membrane
Molecular function (GO): ligand-gated sodium channel activity
Source: RefSeq, a predicted model, not a curated record
AUGGGCGACGAGAAGGCGGCGUCGGAGGUGGGAGAGCGUGCUGCCUGGACGAACGCCCUCAGCAGCUGGCUGGCCCGGACGUCUCUGCACGGCGCACCGCUCGUCUGGCUGCUCCUGACUCUGUUCGGCCUGACGAUGGCCACCGUGCAGAUCAGCCAGCGGAUCCGGUACUACUACAGCAACCCGGUGUCGGUGGACAUCGAGUCGUCUCACCGGCGCCGCAUGCCCUUCCCGGCCGUCACCAUCUGCAACCAGAACUGGCUCAGCUGCAGCUGGCAUGGGAAGCACAACAACUGCGGCGCCCGGCAGUUCAAGCGGACGUUCACAGACUACGGUCUGUGCUACACAUUUAACCACUACAUGCGAACGCCGCUGGUGUCGGAGCUGAGCGGCUCCAAGUACGGCCUGCAGCUGGUGCUGAACGUGGAGCAGUACGAGUACGUCCGAGGUCCGGAGAUCACGGCAGGUGUGAAGGUGCUCGCCCACCACCAGCGGCAGCCGGCCAUGAUGCAAAACUCGGGCGUGUACGUGCCCGUGGGGUUCAAGGCGGACGUGGACCUCCGACUGAAGACGCGGACCAACGUUCCGCCCCCGCAUGGCAGAUGUGGUGAUAAAACACUCACAUUCUACCGCUCAUAUUCAAAAGCAACGUGUGAGAUGGACUGCGUUUACCAGUACAUGAUGGAUCUUUGCCACUGCCGAGAUGUCUACCUGCCGGAGACUUCACCAGGCUUCCCGGCCCUGUGCAGCUUGAAGAUGUGGCUAAUGUGUGCGCUGCAAGUGCCGGAAUACUACCACUACACCGGCCGGCUCUGCCAGUGCCCGCAAGCCUGCCACAGCUCCCACUUCGAUGCCAGUGUAACCUAUUCGAAGCUGUCGUACAAGAGCGCUCCGAAUGUGGUCGGAGGUCACCCGGGCAAGUACCGCGAGGCGCGUCACCGCUUCCUGCAGAGUCUGAAUACGCACGAGCGCGUACACCCGUCCCGAGUGCGGCGCACCCGGGAGAUCACCGACCAGGUGACGCUGGCACUCCAGGGACUGAAGGAUAGUUUGGACAAUUCCUUUCAAAGAGUGCAGAAGACGGUCGCCCGUUUUGACGAGAUCUUUCUGGGCCUGGACCACCAGGUGCAGGUACUGGUCCAGGUAACACGCAUCUUGAAGGCCGCCUACCAGACGUACAUCGUGGAUGAGUCGGUGGAUCCCUGCUCGCGGCUUGUGGACAUGGGCACCAUAAGCCUGGUGGCUAUCGGAAAAUAUGAGAUCCAUGAGCGGCUGUCUGCACGGUGA